AUGUGUGCUAAGAAAGGGUUGAGGCAAGGUGACCCCAUUUCACCACUUCUUUUUGUGGUAGUAAUGGAGUACUUACAUAGAAAACUCAAAGAUCUCCAUUCUGUCCCCAAUUUUAAAGCCCACAAUAAAUGUAAGAAAGCUGGUAUUGUGGAGGUGAGUUUUGCUGAUGACCUCCUUUUAUUCUCUAGAGGGGAUAAGCAGUCUGUGCAGUUGAUGAUGCAGAAGUAUGAGGAGUUCUCAAGAGCUACAGGUUUGGUUGUUAACCUUGCCAAAUGCAAAGUGUAUUGUGGUGGUAUGAACAAGGAGCAGGAGGAAAGCAUUGCUGAAAUAAUUGGGUUUAAGGUUGGAUCCUUACCAUUUAAGUAUCUUGGGAUCCCCUUGGAGAGCAAGAGAUUAUCCAAUAACCAGUGUGCUUUGCUUGUAGAGAAAAUUGGCAGGAAAAUCAACCAUUGGUCUGCUCAAAUGCUUAGUUAUGCAGGGCGUAAAGACUUGAGCAGCAGAAGAGCUCUUAUUGCUUGGAGUAAAAUUUGUGAAUCAAAAAAGCAUGGAGGACUUAAUGUGUUUGAUCUGGAAAGAUGGAAUAACACUUGUUUAAUGAAGCUACUCCGGAAUCUUAAUCAGAAGGUUGAUAGCCUUUGGGUGAGAUGGGUGCAUAGCUACUACAUUAAGAGUAGCAAUGUGAUGAUUGUACCUGUUAAAGCUAGCUGCUCAUGGAUUCAUCGUGCGAUUCUUCACCAGAGACAGAAGGCACAAGAGCAGGAUAAUUGGAAUAGGGCCAUACAAGAUAAUAGGUUCUGCAAGGAGAAAGUUUAUCUGGAGCUUGGCAAUGUUUCGCAGCCAGUUUCAUGGAGGAGAAUUAUGUAUGGUAAUGAUGCUCGUCCUCGAGCCAUUUUCACGACAUGGAUGGCGUGCCAUGGAAGGUUGGCUACUAAGGAGCGUCUUGUCUGCUUUGGGAUACUGAACAGUGCUGAGUGUGUGUUUUGUACAGGUGUGGAAGAUAUUCAGCAUCUCCUUUUUUAG
This is a messenger RNA of Vicia villosa (hairy vetch), 1020 nucleotides long. RefSeq lists its product as uncharacterized. The coding region runs from base 1 to 1020 and encodes 339 amino acids. The transcript has 2 exons. NCBI's taxonomy places the organism in Eukaryota, Viridiplantae, Streptophyta, Magnoliopsida, Fabales, Fabaceae. The record is from RefSeq and is a predicted model, not a curated record.